Molecule: messenger RNA, 1470 nt
Organism: Rhizophagus irregularis DAOM 181602=DAOM 197198
Lineage: Eukaryota; Fungi; Glomeromycota; Glomeromycetes; Glomerales; Glomeraceae
Biological process (GO): regulation of actin filament polymerization
Molecular function (GO): small GTPase binding
Source: RefSeq, a predicted model, not a curated record
UUCACUUUUACCGUCUUGAAAAAAAAAAAAAAAAAAAAUAACUUUUUUUACGCACAAUCUAUAUAAUAUGGGAAUUAUAUUAUCACAUUUUAGUGGUAGGGUAAAUGGUGACGCAACGGUGCCAGAUUUGAACCUCGACCUUGAAAAUGCCACACCAACACAGGAGGAAUCAGAUCUUUAUGGACAUGUUUCUGAACUCCUCCGACCAGUCAAUGACCUUUUAGAUUCUUUACGACAUUAUGAAGGAUGCGGAGAUCUAAUUAGAAAAGCAAUAUCCAAUCCUACACCUGACAAUGAAGAAGAAGCUUGGCAAGCUGUUCAACCAGCAGUUGCAAAAUUAAAACAAUAUUUUGAGUAUUCUGCUUCCUUGGAGGAUGCUUAUCCUAAAUUAUUAAAAAUACUAUGUGAAGGGAAUGUUCGAAAAAAUAUUGAACAAUAUCAAGCACUUACAAAAUUGUUAGCAGAAAUACUGGAUUUUGCCUUUGAAUUCGACUAUUUGAAGAUGAAAACACCAUCAAUUCAAAAUGACUUUUCUUAUUAUCGACGAACACUGAGUCGAGGAAAAUUAGCAAAUGAAACGGAUUUAAAAACCGCAAUGAUUGAGGACGAAUUGGCAAACCGAAUUUCCUUAUUUUAUGCAUAUCCUACACCAAUGCUGAAGACAGUUACAGACGUAACGGCACUUUUUGUCAGUAAGAAUAACCUUGGCAGAAGUGUAUCGGAAUGUCUAUCACUAUUGGCAGCAGCGUGUUAUCAUGCAGUCACAAAAAAGAGAACUCAACGAACUGAUUUUUUUUUACGAGUAAUGGUUGUAUCCAUUAUUUUAUAUGACCACAUCGAUCCUCAAGGAGCAUUUAUUAAACAAUCACCGAUUAAUAUAAAAUCAUCAGUAAAAGCCAUUCAAACUCACGGUAUAAAUGAAUACUCAAAUUUGAUGUCUGCCUUACGUUUUAAUACCAAACAUUUAAAUGAUGAAACUACUCCAAAAAAUAUAAAGCAGUUAUUGAGUAGCCAUUAAUUUUAUAUGUUAUAUUUUUGUUUUAAUAGUUUUUUUUUCAUUAUUUUGUUUUUAUUGUUACUUUUACAUCUUGUUCAAUUUAUUAUUAUUUUUUAAUUGAGAAUGGGAGACCGAAGUGGGCUGGACCUGCUUGCUUACCCCUUUAAGUUUGAUUUUGUAGGAAAUUUAUUAUGUACCUAUUAUUGUUUCUUUUUUUUUCGGGCGAGCAAGUAGCUCCAAUCAAUGUAUUUUUUAAUUUUUUGAAUUACCUUAAAUGGUUAUAAUUAUUCUAAACUAUGUAGAUAUUUACUGGUUUUCCCAAUUUAUUUACCAUAAAAUAACAUGGUGUAUAUUACGGGAAGUUGAGUAUAACUUUAACUUGACAAAAUUGAUUAUUAAUUUAACAUGCUUUUUUUAAUAGUCUCACCCGAAUUUAGUAAUUUACAUUGAAUAAAAAAAUUAUUAUUAAUUAU